AAAUGUGUUGUGAACGUUCUGUCAGUCCUCCAUGAUCUGUCCAGGAUUGGCAUAUGUUGUCUGGGGAUGGGUCUGCCGGAUUCGAAGGUGAUUUUUCCAACUAUAUUUUAUGGGGUUGCUAUGGGAUCUUUUAAGAAAGCACAAGUCUCGUGUUCGAUCUGCAGCGAAGUCAAUGUGCGCAAUGGUGGACAGAUGUCUGGCAGCGAAAGCUCCCGCAUCAGAAACGCCGUUUUAGUCGCAAGCUAGCUGGCUCUCUGUGAUCGCUCCUGACAACCUCGAUUUUCUGUGAUGACGACAACCGUGAAUACAGCUUUCGUUCAAUGGAUCUUGGUUUUUGUCGCAGAGCUAGCUGUAUCAGAUCUUAAUAUAACAAGUCAUGCAUCAGGGAGAUGGUGUGAUUGCCACCUCCAUCUCAUAUAAACAUUUGAAGCGCCGAGAGGGCGUGUACGUUCUUAAAACUAUUUUAUGAAUUUGGUCGUUUACUCAUCACCGAAUCGUCUAUCUGGCGGAAACACUCCUCGAGGCCCAUGGAAGCAGAUGAACCGAACAGCGAGCCCGCUGCCGACUCCCGCGAUGAGUGGAGGCUCCUAGCAUGGACCGUCUUGGCCGUUAUGGUCCCUGUGCUGAUUACGCUGUGGUGCAGCGUUCAGCGCUCCAAGCGGAAGAUGAUCAUAAAGGACAGAAGCAAGCACGGGUGGCACUACACCGACCUCUUCAACAAGCCCACCUACUGCUGCGUCUGCUUCCAGCACAUCAUCCAGGGGGCCUUCUGCGACUGCUGCGGCGUCUGCGUGGACGAGCAGUGCCUGCGCCGUGCCGACCGUAGCCUGCCGUGCAAGGAGAUCAUGGCGCCGGCCCAGGCGGACGGAACGCAGGCCCAUAGCUGGGUCCGCGGAAACGUCCCCCUGUGCAGCUACUGCGCGGUAUGCAAGCAGCAGUGCGGCACCCAGCCCAAGCUGUGCGAUUUCAGGUGCGUCUGGUGCCAGACGACUGUGCACGACGACUGCAAGUCCCUGCUGGAGGACGGAGGGCGCUGCGACCUCGGAGAGUUCCGGAGCCUCAUCGUUCCGCCGCACUACCUCUAUCGCGUCAACAAGCUGCGCCGCGGCUACACGGAGGAGCACAGCAAGCUAGCAGCCACCCUCGGGAGCGGCUGGUCCCCCGUGCUGGUCCUGGCUAACACGCGCAGUGGGAACAACAUGGGAGAGGCCCUGCUGGGAGAGUUCCGCACCCUGCUCAACCCCGUUCAGGUGUUCGACCUGUCGCAGCUGUCUCCAGCCAAAGCCCUGCAGCUGUGCGCGCUGCUGCCCCCGGGCAGCGUGAGGGUCCUGGUGUGCGGGGGGGACGGCACGGUGGGCUGGGUGCUUGACGCCAUCGACACCAUGAAGCUCAAGGGCCAGGAGCAGUUUGCCCCCCGUGUCACCAUCCUGCCCCUCGGGACAGGGAACGAUCUGUCCAACUCCCUGGGCUGGGGGGCGGGCUACGCUGGGGAGAUCCCUGUGGAACAGGUCCUGAGGAACAUCCUGGAUGCUGAGGUCGUCAAGAUGGACAGGUGGAGAGUUCAGAUCACUUCAAAAGGAUAUUACAACUUUCGUAAACCAAAGGUUCUGUCCAUGAACAACUAUUUUUCGGUUGGCCCGGACGCCCUGAUGGCGCUGAAUUUCCACGCCCACCGUGAGAAGACGCCCUCUCUGUUCUCUAGCCGCAUCAUUAACAAGGCUGUUUAUUUCUUCUACGGCACCAAAGACUGCUUAGUUCAAGAGUGUAAAGAUCUGGACAAGAGGAUUGAGCUGGAGCUGGACGGGGAGAGGGUGAACCUGCCCAGUCUGGAGGGCAUCAUCGUGUGCAACAUCGGCUACUGGGGAGGAGGCUGCCGGCUGUGGGAGGGCAUGGGGGACGAGCCCUGCCCCCCGACCAGGCUGGACGACGGGCUCCUGGAGGUGGUGGGGGUGUUCGGGUCCUUCCACUGUGCCCAGAUCCAGGUCAAACUGGCCAACCCGGUGCGCCUGGGCCAGGCCCACACGGUCCGGCUGGUGCUGAAGAGCUCGCGGAUGCCCAUGCAGGUGGACGGGGAGCCGUGGGCGCAGGGUCCCUGCACCAUCACCAUCACCCACAAGACGCAGACGCUGAUGCUGUACCACUGCGCGGAGCAGACGGACGACGAGGACGACAACAGCAGCAGCUCCGAGACCGAGGGGCCCGCGUCCCAACCCGUCUGCGGCCGAACAGUGCCUACCAGCACCCCGUAGCUCCUCACCCUC
Megalops cyprinoides (Indo-Pacific tarpon) is the source of this 2261-nucleotide messenger RNA. RefSeq names its product diacylglycerol kinase, epsilon (gene dgke). The transcript has 11 exons. Bases 528 to 2249 code for a protein of 573 amino acids. Lineage: Eukaryota; Metazoa; Chordata; Actinopteri; Elopiformes; Megalopidae. Gene Ontology annotation, molecular function: ATP-dependent diacylglycerol kinase activity. The record is from RefSeq and is a predicted model, not a curated record.